Trichomonas vaginalis G3 is the source of this 903-nucleotide messenger RNA. RefSeq lists its product as uncharacterized. The record is from RefSeq and is a predicted model, not a curated record. The coding region runs from base 1 to 903 and encodes 300 amino acids. NCBI's taxonomy places the organism in Eukaryota, Parabasalia, Trichomonadida, Trichomonadidae. The transcript has a single exon.
AUGGAAGCAGCAUUUGACAAAGAAGUUGAUGUUCCUUCAACACCAGGUGUUUAUUACCUUGAUAUCGAAGCAAUUUCAUUUGGAGGAUAUCUCGCCGAAUAUGUUGUUGAGAUUACAAUUAUUCCACCGAAUGCAAAACCAAAGAUAGAAAUUGCUGAUAAAAUCUAUACAUAUUAUAUUCCAGGAAAAGAAGUAGUUAUCAAGGCAAAGAUCACUGAUCAAGAUGCUGAUGACCAGAAGUUCCUUGUCCAGUUAUUCUUGGAUGACAAAAUGAUGAAUGAAUACAAAGAAAUCGCAAACAAUGAUGAAGCUAAACAAUACUCAUUCAAAUUACCAGAUGAUACUAAAGAAGGCUUACAUAAAAUCAAAAUGACAGCAAAUGAUGGAAAGGAUACAGCAGAAUUUACAUUCGAUAUAAAGGUUAAGAGCAACACAAAGCUUUCAGUCAGUUAUGAAGAUGCUAAAACUGAUAUCAGUUACAAACCAGGUGCAGCAAUUGGAUUCACAGCUGUCGUUUUCGAUCCAGAUGUUGAAUACGACUCAACAUUUACACUUACAAUUUACUUCGAUGGAGUCCAAGUUGGACAGACAACAAGGAAGAAUGAUGGUGAUUUAAUGCGCAUUCCUUUAGCUGUUACUAUUCCUCGUAAUGCAACAGCCGUAUCUGGAAAGGUUGAAGUCGUUAUUGAAUCAUCAAACGAAAAGGAUUCAAUUGGAUUUACAUUGAAUUUAAUUCCGCCACCAAAAGAAGAAGUUUCAGGAAAUGAAAAUGCUGUACAGGGCGAUGCUGUUCAAUCAACAAACACUAAGAAUCGUACUAUGUUGAUUGGAAUACUUGUCGCUAUGGUUAUUGCUAUUGUUGUAAUUACAGUGGGUAUUAUUUAUCUUAUAGUUAAGAAAUAA